This is a messenger RNA of Papaver somniferum (opium poppy), 414 nucleotides long. Its product is annotated as leucine-rich repeat receptor-like serine/threonine-protein kinase BAM1. Bases 1 to 414 code for a protein of 137 amino acids. The record is from RefSeq and is a predicted model, not a curated record. Gene Ontology annotation, biological process: protein phosphorylation. NCBI's taxonomy places the organism in Eukaryota, Viridiplantae, Streptophyta, Magnoliopsida, Ranunculales, Papaveraceae. The transcript has 2 exons. Gene Ontology annotation, molecular function: protein kinase activity; ATP binding.
AUGCCUAAUGGAAGUUUAGGUGAAGUUCUUCAUGGAGAAAAAGGAGGUGAUUUGCAUUGGGAUACUAGGUAUAAAAUUGCAGUUGAAGCUGCAAGAGGGUUGUGUUAUCUGCACCAUGAUUGUUCUCCUCCGAUUCUUCACCGGGAUGUAAAAUCGAACAAUAUUCUUCUAGAUUCCAACUUUGAUGCUCGAGUCGCUGAUUUUGGACUUGCUAAAUUUCUUCAAGAUUCUGGUACUUCUGAAUACAUGUCUGCUAUUGCCGGCUCUUAUGGGUAUAUUGCACCAGAACUACUGAGUGGUAGAAAACCAGUUGGUGAUUUUGGAGAUGGAGUUGGUAUUGUUCAAUGGGUUAGAAAAACGACAGAUUCAAAAUCAUCAGGAGUUUUGAAGAUUCUUGAUCCAAGACUUCCUUAG